Cloeon dipterum is the source of this 558-nucleotide messenger RNA. It is a transcript of the gene RpL36A, whose product is annotated as ribosomal protein L36A. Gene Ontology annotation, cellular component: cytosolic large ribosomal subunit; ribosome. The record is from RefSeq and is a predicted model, not a curated record. Gene Ontology annotation, biological process: translation. Gene Ontology annotation, molecular function: structural constituent of ribosome. The transcript has 4 exons. Lineage: Eukaryota; Metazoa; Arthropoda; Insecta; Ephemeroptera; Baetidae. The coding region runs from base 156 to 470 and encodes 104 amino acids.
UUAGGGGAAAUUAAAUUUUAAUAAACUUCACGCAAGAAGACGUCGAGUUUGGUCGGGUGCUUCCGCUAAAUCGAAAAUCCUUACGGCAGAGGCACCUAUCGACAGUGGUUGGAAGUGAAUGUUGAGUUCUGUCGGCCGGUGGACCAUCUGUAAAAAUGGUUAACGUCCCGAAGUCGAGGCGGACUUUUUGCAAGAAAUGCAAAAAGCAUAAGCCACACAAGGUGACACAGUACAAGAAGUCGAAGGAACGUCAUGCGGCUCAGGGCAGAAGACGUUACGACAGGAAACAGCAAGGUUUCGGCGGACAAACAAAGCCCAUCUUCAGGAAGAAGGCAAAGACAACCAAGAAGAUUGUCUUAAGGAUGGAAUGCUCAGACUGCAAAUUCAGAAAGCAGAUCCCCCUGAAGAGGUGCAAGCACUUUGAACUUGGAGGAGACAAGAAGAGAAAGGGACAGAUGAUCCAGUUCUAAAUGCUGUUUUGAAGGUGAUCCCUCUUUUUCUGAUUACGACUUGAUCAACAGUUUGACCAUAUUUCCAAUAAAACUCAAGCUGCUAAAA